AUGUUCCGCUAUUGCUUUGGCUUUCUGUAUCAUUUCCAUUCGAUAAUGGGGCUAAUCCCUUUUGAAAUCGACGACCGGCAUAGGGUUCGACGUAGCAAGUACAAACGCCGUUGGUCCCUCACGAUCGCCUGCUGUACAACGGUUUUAGUUUUCUACAGCUUCAGUAUCAUUGCGUUGAGAGGUUCGUUUUGGUCCUCCAAAUACGUAGAUUUCGUUCUCAUUCGUUCGUUAGUGCUUGUCGAGUUUUUCAUCCGAUUCUCGAACGCUUCCCUCUGUUUCUAUCAAAUACUUACGCACGAAGCCGCUCUGUACAGAUACAUCGAUCGAUUCAUUGCGAUCGUACAACGUGUGUGGUGCUGCAGUCGUACGUGUAGCAUGAUCCAUCGAAUGGUGUACAUGCUUGUGGGCAAGGUGUUGCUUAUCGAUAUCGGGAUGUGCACACGGUUUGCGGUAAACAACGGAAUAUAUCUUCCGGAACAGAAUGUGCAUGGAUAUCGUCUAGUGAACAUUUAUGCGGUCAUAAUCAAUGCACAGAUCACGAACCUUAUGCUGCUGAUGCUCCUUUUCGCUUCAUACGCUUAUAGUCGUAUUAACGAGCAGCUGGAUCGCACUGUGCGCAAGAUGGUUUGUUUCGAAACGCACAAUUCGUAUUGGAGCAGACGGAAAGUCUUGCAGCAACAAAUUUGCUGCGACGCAAGCGAUACAAUCGAUCGACACUGUUCGCUGCAUCAGGAGUUAAGCGAGAUCGUACAGGGGAUGUUUACGAUUUUCCAAAUUCCUCUCUUACUCAUUAACCUAAAUCAAUUCCUUGCAAUAGUUUCUAGGAUUUACUUUGUCUGUAUAACAAAAGCACAACAUGAUAAUGACUUUUUAUCCUACCAUCGAUUUUCCAACUCUGUCCUGUUCCUUUGCUUCGAGGCUGCUCAAUGUUUCCUUUUAGCAUUAGGAUCGUCCACUGUCACGAAACAGGCUCGCUCACCAGGAAUCACGCUGAACGCAUUUAUUAACGCACCGCUAGAUACGCGAGCAGAACGGAGCAUCGAGAUAUUUGGUCUUGCCAUGUUGGCCUCUGACCUAAGAAUCCAAGUCGCUGGAUUGUACGUGUUGGAUCUAGUGUUUCUGUUUUCGCUAAUCACAACGGUGAAUAUGUAUCUCAUCGUGCUGAUACAAUUCCAACUAAACACCUAUUAG
This is a messenger RNA of Anopheles maculipalpis, 1191 nucleotides long. RefSeq lists its product as uncharacterized. The transcript has 4 exons. Lineage: Eukaryota; Metazoa; Arthropoda; Insecta; Diptera; Culicidae. Gene Ontology annotation, cellular component: axon; membrane; neuronal cell body. The coding region runs from base 1 to 1191 and encodes 396 amino acids. The record is from RefSeq and is a predicted model, not a curated record. Gene Ontology annotation, biological process: sensory perception of taste.